Messenger RNA from Dreissena polymorpha, 2129 nucleotides. Its product is annotated as neurogenic locus notch homolog protein 1-like. Gene Ontology annotation, molecular function: calcium ion binding. Bases 163 to 1746 code for a protein of 527 amino acids. Gene Ontology annotation, cellular component: plasma membrane; protein-containing complex. Gene Ontology annotation, biological process: homophilic cell-cell adhesion; heterophilic cell-cell adhesion; establishment or maintenance of epithelial cell apical/basal polarity. The record is from RefSeq and is a predicted model, not a curated record. NCBI's taxonomy places the organism in Eukaryota, Metazoa, Mollusca, Bivalvia, Myida, Dreissenidae. The transcript is spliced from 13 exons.
UUUUAUCUAUAUUUAUUGGGUAACAAUAACCCAACUAGGAAGUUUGUCUAACUCAGACGUUAAUCGGACGGUUAACUCUAUUGAAUUAAAAAAUAAUAUAAUAAGGAAUUAUUUUUUAGAUACCAUGACAAUCAAUAUUUCAAGGCAGAUGUGCUGUUUCAAAUGAAAAUCAUCAUGAUUAUCACAUGGGUGCUGAUGCUGUCACCAGUGCAGAGCGAUGUAGCAGCAUUCACAGCACCCUCUGCAGGUGACCAAAUUAAAACUUGCACCGAGAACGCCCCGGGAUCAACCAUCAUAUGCAAAGUAGCACUAUCUAGCUCAACUGGCUUUACCGUUAUGAUCAAGACACAAGAUCCACCUUAUCCUCCAUUUCAAUUAGUAUCGGAUAAUAGAUUGGGGUGGACCCUGAAUUCUCCCGCGUCUGUAAAGAUCGACCGGGAAACUACACGUAAUUUUACGUUUGUGUUCAACGCUACAGACGGUGCUAUUACAUUUUCGAGCGUCACGUUGACUGUGAUAAUAACAGACGAAAACGACAACUUCCCCCACUUUACAAAUGCUUUCUACACACAUACAAUAUAUGAUACAGAGUCUCCAGAUAGGGGUUUACUAGUGAUACAAGCAACCGACGAAGAUCUCUCUCCGAAUAUCACAUAUUCCAUAAUAGGUGGAAACGAAGGCAACAAGUUUUCUAUAGAUCCAAACACGGGACAGCUUAAUCUGACCACGCCAAACAAUCUCAACGCGACCACCACACCCACAUAUAAUCUCACUGUCCAAGCCGGUGACGGCACAAACGUCAAUUACACGACCGUGAUUAUACACGUUGUAGAUGAUCUGUGUAGUCCGUCGCCAUGCGACAAUAACGGAACGUGCAGUAGAAACCACACAAACUACACGUGUACGUGUGCAGCGGGUUGGCUAGGAGACAACUGUAAGACAGCGGAUCCGUGUGUUUCUUCUCCGUGCCUGAACGGUACUUGUCAUAGAAACGAAACCAGUUUCAUGUGUUCGUGCAACAUCGGUUGGUAUGGAGUAAAAUGUGACGAAGAAUAUGUCGCAGACCCUUGCCUUUCAACGCCAUGCUCGAACGGAACAACGUGCAAAAGAAGCGGAACAAAUUACACAUGCGAUGGUUCCAGAGUUGGGCUAAAGAACGAUAGUGAACUCGCGGAUUCAUGUUCCUCUUACCCAUGUAAGAACGGCGGGAUGUGUGCGUUGAAUGGGACGGCGUUCACAUGCAGCUGUACAUCAGAUUUCCAUGGAUCCAAUUGUAAUUUAACCGACCCGACUACUAGUAAAUCACAGGGUGAUUCGUGCAUCGCUGAACCGUGUACAAACGGUGGAACUUGUAUUGUUGUUGGAACAUCGUUCGGUUGCCUAUGUGUGUCUGGUAUGACGGGAUAUACGUGCUCUACGAUCGUCGCAACGCCAGUCUCACAGACCGAUGCACACGAUAUAGAGAGCAAUACGGAUAGUUCCAGCAAUUUACUUGCACUUUACAUCGUCGUUCCAGUGCUGACCACGGGCAUGGUGGUCGCAUCGAUUGUUAUUUAUAAAUAUAAAAAGAGACAAAAGGUAGCCGAUGGCGAUGUAAGAGAGGGUCCACGCAACCAAUGUUUUAAGAGUAGCGAUGUACCCAACAAUGGGCUAAUAAGACACAAUGGUCCACAAUUUCCUCCUGUCAAUAAAUCCAAUAAAAUAUUUCUUACUACACAAUUAUCGACCAUUAAUUAUGCUAAGUAGUAAAGUGGCGUUGCGUGUUUAAUCUUAUAUUUAUGUGUGUUUUAUGUCGUUGUUAAUCCUUGAUAAACAUAGCCCGUUCCUUAAUCCAUGGAGCUUGUCAUUGUUAAAAGGCAUGUGCAAAUAUUUUCUAGCACAUACUGACUGAUCGGGAUUUAUCAAUUUACAAUAUGUUCAAGCUUACCCCAAAUAAAAUAAUAGGAUAAACAUUGGUGCGCAGGAUAAUAUUGUUUUCCAUGUGUUGUAUAUUUCUUUCACGGUGUUUUACUUAAUCAAAUAUGCUAAGAUUUAAUCCGUCAAGCUAAGGCCUUCUUUAAAAUAUAUAGUACCACACUUAAUACCGUUUCUUGAAUGUUAUUAUGAUCAUUAAAACUGUCAGGAAACUG